Messenger RNA from Sorghum bicolor (sorghum), 759 nucleotides. RefSeq names its product aspartyl protease family protein At5g10770. Gene Ontology annotation, molecular function: aspartic-type endopeptidase activity. Lineage: Eukaryota; Viridiplantae; Streptophyta; Magnoliopsida; Poales; Poaceae. Gene Ontology annotation, biological process: proteolysis. The transcript has a single exon. The record is from RefSeq and is a predicted model, not a curated record. The coding region runs from base 1 to 759 and encodes 252 amino acids.
AUGGAUGGUGGAUCAGAGUCACGGCUGAGGAAAGAUGGCGCCUUCCACUUCCCUGUGUUCCACAGGAAGCACCCAUGUGUAGACGAUAAUUCAUCGACGAUCAUCCACGCAGCAAGCGUAUCAGACGCAGGCACCGUCAUUGGCAACGACAAGAUCCAUCAAGGCAAGUACUUGAUGGCCAUCAGCCUGGGCACCCCCGCCGUCUUCAACCUCGUCGCCAUCGACACCGGCUCCACCCUCUCCUGGGUCAACUGCGAGAGGUGUCUGAUACGGUGCCACGAGCAAGCUGGCCCCAAGCUGGACCCUCACCGCUCCGCCACGUACCGGCACGUCGUCGGCUGCUCCGACGAGGACUGCCUCGACGUGCAGGGCGACAACGGCGUCCCCUACGGCUGCGUCGACGACGACGAGACGGACACCUGUCUCUACGGCCUGCGCUACGGGUCGCAGUACUCGGUGGGGAAGCUCGGGAGGGACAGGGAGGCUCGCCCUGGGCGACAACUACACUACACCAUCGUCGACGGCUUCGUCUUCGGGUGCAGCGAGGACGACAGGUUCUACGGCCUCGAGGCUGGCGUCAUCGGCCUCGGCGACAAGCGCUACUCCUUCUUCAACCAGAUGGCCCGGCUGACGACCUACAACGCCUUCGCCUACUGCUUUCCCGGCGAUCACCGCGCCGAGGGGGUUUCUCAUCGUCGGGCCGUACCCGCAGAAGAAGCUGGAGCUCGUCACCACAUUGAUCAGGGGAUACGGGCGUAG